Bicyclus anynana (squinting bush brown) is the source of this 3970-nucleotide messenger RNA. It is a transcript of the gene uzip, whose product is annotated as protein unzipped. The record is from RefSeq and is a predicted model, not a curated record. The transcript is spliced from 4 exons. Bases 295 to 1659 code for a protein of 454 amino acids. NCBI's taxonomy places the organism in Eukaryota, Metazoa, Arthropoda, Insecta, Lepidoptera, Nymphalidae.
CAGCCCAGCCGCCAGUCCGUUGGAGGCUCUGCAGUGCAACGGUGCCCUUUCAAAUUGCGCUCUCUAAACCCGAUUUCACUCUGAUACAUCGAUACGCUUGUGGGAUUAAUCCAAACGUUUGCCAUCCAGUGUUCCAUCGUUCCCAGUGUAUGUGAAUCUCGGAAGAGUAUUGUGACUUUAAAAGCCUUCGUCGCCACUCGCGUUUGUAGACGCCGGUCUUUUCCUACAACAGAUUUCGACAAUAAUAUAAUAUUGUACAACAAAACUGGAAAUCUCAUAGUGGAUCAGUCAAAGAUGACAACAAUGAAGAAAACAAACCACUGUUCUAGUGGUUGGUGGGUGGUGUUACUGACGGCUACAUUGGCAGUGGGAGCUAUAGCCGAUGCUGGUGUCGGGCUUUUCAAUGCUCGACUUAACCAGAUCGUCACAUCCAGUACACUCAAAUGGGCGAACAUGAAGAAAGAAGCCAUGGAAAACUAUGUCAUUGGGGCAGAAUCACAACAAGGUCCUGUUUACUUGUGCAGAACGAGACAUGAAGGUGAUAUGCUCUUAGGUCAGUUAAGACCUGACUACACAUCUUGUGCCGUGUCGGGAACUAAAAGCUACGACAUAUUCGAAGUACUGGAAAAUAUUGAAAACGCAUCUCUUAUCAUAUGGAGUCCCUGGUACAAAUUUAAUUCGAAACCUAGCGGUGGAGUUGUCGUCGAUUCGUCCCUUGAUUCAGUCUUUAUAGGUCGAUUAAAAUCAGAGACCGACUUUUCGCACAAUAUCGGAAGAAUAAUCUAUGAAAGUACAGUUGGUCAUUUGAUUACAUUCAAUGAAAUAUAUAGUGAGUUACAGGAAAAUAGCGGAGAGAUUUUAUUGGAGAUUGAACCUGUCAAGUACAAAUUGGAAAAUGUUGAAUUAGAUUUAGAAACUCAACAUGAGAGGCAAAUGGAUCCUCAAGUAUAUGAAGAACGGGUGUUAAGAAAUGAUGACGAUGUUGGUGCUACUGUGACAACAGAAAUAGAGUACAAGUACAAUUAUACUUUGUCUUGGGGUCACGGGCACGGCAUCGCUAUCGGUUUGAAUACUACUAUAGAAACGAGCGAUGGAACAAUAUAUCCGCAAAUAGAGUGGGCCAACCCAUUCAGCGAGGAAAGAAAAGAACUGUAUAAACUGGAAAAGUAUCUAGAACCGGGCACAGCAUGCAAUGUGACUUUCAGAGGCAACAACACCGACCGCGACGUACAAUAUACAGCGAAGUUAAUAACUUAUUAUAAAGCAAAUGACCCACGAUCAAGACAAAUGAGAGGAGAGAGGAUCGAAAAUACAGUAGAAGUUGAAGCAAUAUAUGGCGAAAUUUAUUACACAGUAAACAAUACACUUGUGCCAACAACUACUACUACCACUACUACAACUACGACAACCACAACAACAACAACACAAGCACCCACCCAACCACCAUCAGCGCUAGAAAAGAACGACGUUGGAAUGAUUAUGGAUAGCAAUGAUAUAUUAAUGAACAGCAGUGAAGAUAUAGUAAAAGGUCCCCCUAAGGAAGACAUCAACCGCGCAGUAGUCGGAGGGCUCGGCAGCAAACCGGAAAAUGGUUCCGGCACCAAGAUAUACAGCUUAAGCUAUUUAUUGUUUGCGCCGAUACUAGCUUUAUUCCUAUAAAUGUAUCAUUAUAUCUUAACCAUGUAAAUAAAAAAUAAUAAUAUAUGUAUCAUCUAUCAUCAUACUUCUUGAUGUUAUUAAAAUGUUGUGGCAACUAUGCUUACCGCGGUUGCUUUUUACCCGAGAAUACGAUACGACUUUCUGGGAGUAUUAUGUAAAUAAAGAGAAGUUUUUGUUUAAAGACAUUCCUGUUAAAUAUUUUCAUUCCAAAUGUAUAAAUUACCCCAAGAAAUCCAUUUGUAUAUAGACUUUGUAUAUAGUUAAGAAUAUGAAAGUCGCAGAGCGACGACAAAUUAUCUUUUAAUUACCACAAAUAUAUUGGUUAUAUUUGUUUACUGAAGUAUAGUAGCGUAUACCACUUUUCCAACUAUUAAUUUAUUUUUAUUUUCAUGGCGAAUAAUUCAGCAAAAUUAAAAUAUAUUAUGUUGAUGUUAUAUGUUCUUAAAGUUUACACCUAUAAAAUAAUCACACCAGGAAAUAUUAUAAUACUAUACUGUGUAGUACACGAGACUUGAUUUAAUGGAUUUUUGAUAAUGUCACAAUCUUCUUAAUCUAUGUUAAUUAUUUCCAUGGACCCUCCUAUUUUCAAAACGAUUAAGUAUUCAUUUUAAAAAUACUUUAUUUAUUUCUGGAUCUGGAUUAUAAAUAAAUAGUUUCCAAAUUCGUAUUUCAAGUCAACUAUAUCUAAUUGGAAAAAUUAUUUAUUGUAAUUUGUAGUAACUAACUACAUAUAUUAUGUUUCUUACUUGAAGCCUAUUCUCAGGAAUAUUUCUCUGCAUUGUUAUAAUAAUAAAAACGUUAAAUAUCUACUUUGAGAUUUGCAUAAUUUAUAGAAUGUAAGUAUUACACUGAAUCAAAUUAAAAUGCUUGACGGAAACAACGGAUAAUGAAUCGCAAAAUUCAUAUUUUUGUAAUAUGUCGUAGAACAUAUCUUUCGAGUACCUCUAUAUUAUAGUUUUUUACUUUAAUAUAAUUUCUUAUAUUUGUUAUUUUUAGUUGUAAGUCACAAAGAUUUAAAUCCAGAUUAAAAGAUAUUACUUUAAUUACAGCUUUUAGCGUUAGUUGAUAAAUUAAUUUAUUUGUUUUAGGUUAUUUUGUGUGAGAUACAACCGUACCGGUACUCCGAUAAUGUAUUAUUGUGAAAGAUUUAAAUCUAAUUAUUAUAACUUUGUUAUUAAGUACCAAAGUUACAUUUUCUUUAUAAAGUUUACCUUACAUUUAGAGUAAUCGAUUAUUAUCAAUAUCUUUAGCUUCCUGUUAUAUAAGUAUAUCAAUGAAUACACCAAGUAGCAAGGAAAUAGUUUGAUAUAAGUGUUAUAAUGCUUAGCUGUGUUUGUGAAUGUGAACAGAAUGAAUAUUUUUGUAUGGACACAUGCUGAGCGCACAUUAAUGACUUUUCAAUAAACUUACAGGUUCAUCAGCAGAUUCUUCUCCGUCGAGAACUUUAAUUAAUAUAUUCAUGAACACAAUAUUCAGAAGUCGUUAAUGCGCGUUUGGCUUUUGAUUGUCAAUGUUAGUAAUAUUAUUGGUGUAACGAUACAUAAUUAAUGUUAAUGUUAUAUCGUACCUACGUAAUUGUAGUGUCAUUAAUUCCAAGACGUCACGUGUCCAUUCAUUAUUAUUAUUAUUAUAAAACAAAUCAUUGUUAUGUGGUUUAAGCCGAAUCUCAUUAUUAACAUAAAUUAUAUUUUUUAAAGAUCAAUAUCCCACCUAGUAUUACAUUAUCACUUAAGAUUUAGAAUAUAAAAAUAUCCUUCAAUUGUAUUAAACAAAGAGUUAUUCGAUGUGUAAAAUUGGCUUGAACUAAAAUAUAAAUAACCUUACAAAUACAUGAUCUAUUUUACAAUCAAUCAAAAAGCCCUAUGGCAAUGUAGGCGAACCUUGGUUGCCUAAAGCAUUAUAUUAAAUUUAUAUUUGGCAAAACAAUUCUAUGUUUACGUAGACAUGCCUAGUCUUAGUCAAUAACAAUAUAAAAUUCAAUAUUUUCAAUUAAACAUACAUUAUAAACGCUUUUGAAAAGUCUAGUCUGUCUGUUGUGGCAGACAUAGCAGACUGUUUAUAUUUUAUUCAGUAAUUUAUUUUUCAAUAUGUUUGUUUAUUUCAUGGUUUUCAUUAAAACACACGAGUACAUAAAUAUGUAUGUAUUUGUAUUCAUCAUGAGUAGUAUUUUAUGCUUUAUGCAUUUAGAGGAGUGGCUCUUUUUAAAAGUUAGAAUUAAUUCAUGAAUCUCAAAAUCAAGAUUGUUUGCGAAGCAUAAUUGUGAUGUUCUAUGUAAGUUUUGUUUUCAAUCAUUAAAGCGUAACUAUAAAAA